Diversispora eburnea is the source of this 3063-nucleotide messenger RNA. The record is from the annotation of a GenBank genome assembly. Lineage: Eukaryota; Fungi; Glomeromycota; Glomeromycetes; Diversisporales; Diversisporaceae.
AUGAUUAAAAGGAGGAAAAAACCUGUUGACGGGGCCAUCAUUAUUACCUCAUGGAUUGACGAGGAUUUACGAUGUCUUAGACGUCAAGGAGUUCGAUUAAUUCAGGGUGAAACUAUGGGAAAAUACCGACUAAUUGAUAAAGUGAAACAUAAAGAAAUGAUUUUAGAAAUUAAAUGUGAUGAUGAUGACGAUAAUAAUAAAGAGAAAAAAAGAUAUGAUUUUGAUGAAGAAGAAAAAUUGAAGAUAAAGAUGGUAAUGGAAAAAGAUGAGGAAUUUAUUUUUUUAUCAAGAGUGAAUCUUAUUUGGAAUGAUGUGAUUAGUUUGGAUGCUUCCGAUCCUGAAUUUGAUGAAUUCGACUUAAAAAUAACACACUUAACUUCGGUUCGUAAACUUAUUGUACCUUUGUUAAUCAAGUGGGCAGACCUUGAAGCACAGAUUCGUACAAUAUUCUCUAUUCCUUCCGAUACAAGUUUCCUCUUACGUUAUCGAGAUGAAGAUGGAGACCUGAUAACAUUAAAUUCAGAUCUUGAAUUUGAACAAAUUUUGAGUCAAGAUGCUCGUAUAAAGUUCUUAUUAACUUUACCUCAAGAUGAAAUUGAUCAACCUGAUACAAAUUGGGAUGUAAGUUCUAUUAGUUCAGCUGAUACUAUUGGUACUAUUAAUGAAGAACCUGUCUUGGUAGAUAGUCAACCACAACCACAAAUGCUGCAUCGACAAUUACAAUUAGAAGCGCAUCUACAACAACAACAACUACAACAAGCGCAAGCACAAGCAGUACAACUGCAUUUACAAUUACAGGCCCAAGCCCAAGCUCAACAACAACAACAACAGCAAGCGUUAGCGCAAGCACAAGCAGCUGAAGUACAUGAAAAGGAUAAUGAUGAUGAUACAGUGGAUUUGAUUGAUGAUAUGGAUGCUGAAGAAGAAUUAAGUAGUAAAAAUUUAAAUAAAGAUUUUACUGCCACCUCUGCUACUACCGGGGUAUCAAAUGUUAAAAGAUGGGUGGAAUCUAAUGAAAUCAGUGAUCCCUUUGAUAUUAAUUCAUUUGAAUCUACUCGAUUAGCUCGAUCACCUCAACAAAAUUAUUCUUCCAUCACCAAACAAGAUUCUCCCACAAUCAAAUUAGAUUCCCCCACUAUCAAAUUAGAUUCUCCUACCAUUAAACUUGAUUCUCCCACCAUUAGACAAGAUUCCUCUUCCUCCUCUACUAAACGAGAUUCUUCGACAACUAAAACUAAAGAAUUUAUGAAUAAAUUCGAUAAUGUUAUUCAAAAGUGUCAUCAAGUAUUUGAUGAAAAUCCAGAAUUGUUGGAUAAAGCGAAUUCAGUUUUGGAAAAUACACCAACGUAUAUUGAAUUUAUUUUAAAUAUGUUAAAUUCCGUGAAAGAACAAAAUAACAAUUCAUCAUCAUCAAAUGAGGCUUCUUCUUCUUCUUCAACUUCACAACAGCAACAACAACAACAACGGGAUCAAAAUGAUAAUCUUCCUUAUAUUAUGAUGCCACCAUUAUCCAAAUAUUAUUCAAAUGAAUUAAGUACCCUUCGAGAUAUGGGAUUUACGGAUACUGAAUUAAAUCAUAAUCUUCUUCAAAAAUGUAAUGGUAAUGUUGGUAUGGUAAUUGAUCAGAUUCUUUCAAAUGCACAAAGGGGAUCAUCAUCAUUAUCAUUAUCUAGUUCCAUUUCUUCUUCCUCUUCUUCUUCCUCCUCUUCUUCCUCCUCUUCUUCCUCCUCGUCAUCAUCUAAUCCCCCUCCUCCUCAAUCAUUAUCACAUAAAUUAUCAGACAGACGUAGAACUCCUUAUUCUAUGUCACGACAACGUCCAAGUUCAAGUCCAAGUGUCUACACUGGUACAUUUAAUGUAAGUGGACAAGAUGCAGUUGAAAGUUUGACGCCUUGGUUGGAAUGUGAAGAAGAUAUUGAUGUUUAUGUAAUUGGAUUUCAAGAAAUUGACUUGAGUGCCGAAGCAUUUUUUUAUGGUACGAAAGGAGACGCUUGGAUUGGUGCAGUAGAAAAAGCGUUAGGAGAGAAAAAAGAUAAUUAUUUGAAGUUAGAAUCUAAACAAUUGGUCGGAAUACUUUUAACGAUUUGGGUAAAGAGAGAACAUUGGCCAUAUAUUAAAGAGAUUAGAACUGAUUAUGCAGGUGUGGGAUUAAUGGGAAUGCUGGGUAAUAAAGGAGGAGUAGCUAUAAGAUUCCGAUUUUAUGAUUCAUACAUAUGUUUUGUGAAUUGUCAUUUGGCAGCAGAUCCCAAUGGAUUAGAAAGAAGGAAUCAAGAUUAUAUGGAAAUAUGUCGAAGAAUGACGUUUCCUAUUAAUACUAGUGAAGGGUAUUCUUCAUUAUAUGGUUGGGUGGGAGGUUAUAUUCCGUCUUCAGUUAAAUAUGCUAAAUAUAUGAUUAGUUUAUCUGGUUUAUCCAGUAGUCUAUCAAUAACUUCUACUUCAAAUGCAACAAAUACAAUUAUGAAUGAAGAAACAAGUACAAUUAUAAGUGAAGAAACUAUAAAUGAAGAAGCAAAUACAAUUAUAAAUGAAAAUACAAUAAUGAUGUUAUGGGAGGGGGAUCAUUUAAUUUGGAUGGGAGAUUUGAAUUAUAGAAUUGAUAAAUUGACUGUAAAAGUUAUUAAAUCUUUCUUGGACAGUGGAAAUGCCAAAUAUUUACUUGAUCAUGAUCAGCUUAAUAUACAGAGAAAGAAGAAAAAAGCAUUUUAUGAAUUUGAAGAAGGUGAAAUUUCAUUUCCACCAACUUAUAAAUAUGAUUUUGGAACAAAUGAUUUUGAUAGUAGUGAAAAACAAAGAUCACCAGCAUGGACAGAUAGAAUAUUAUGGAGAAGUAAAGAAAGUAAUUGGUGUAAACAAUUGACAUACAAAAGUCAUAUGGAUAUUAUGUUUAGUGAUCAUAAACCUGUUAGUUCAAUUUUUGAAUUAAAGUUAAAAAUAUAUCCACCUGAAGAAGAGGAUGAUGAAAUAAUUAUGCAUGAUAAUGUAAUUAUAUUAAAAGAUAAUGGAUGUAAUACCAAAUCAAUAUUAAUAACAACAAUAAAUAAUACAUCAACACCUUUAUCUUAA